Molecule: messenger RNA, 1889 nt
Organism: Lynx canadensis (Canada lynx)
Lineage: Eukaryota; Metazoa; Chordata; Mammalia; Carnivora; Felidae
Gene: AVPR1A
Product: arginine vasopressin receptor 1A
Exons: 2
Coding region: 80-1345 (421 amino acids)
Biological process (GO): positive regulation of vasoconstriction; regulation of systemic arterial blood pressure by vasopressin; G protein-coupled receptor signaling pathway
Cellular component (GO): membrane
Molecular function (GO): vasopressin receptor activity; peptide binding
Source: RefSeq, a predicted model, not a curated record
CAGCGCGCGACGGGCAAGGAGCCCUCGCCAGCGGCGGUGGGAAGACAGCUGGCCUCCGCGGAGGCCCCGGAGGCGCUGCAUGGACAGCAUGCGUUUCUCCGGAGGCCCCAACGAGGGGCCCGCGGACAACUCCAGCCAGGGGUGGCCCCUGUUAGCCGGCGGUGUCAACGGCAGCCGGGCAGCGGAGGCGCUCGGGGACGGCGGCAGCCCCCAGGGGGACGUGCGCAACGAGGAGCUGGCCAAGCUGGAGAUCGCCGUGCUGGCUGUGACUUUCGCGGUAGCCGUGCUAGGCAACAGCAGCGUGUUGGUGGCGCUGCACCGCACCCCUCGCAAGACGUCCCGCAUGCACCUCUUCAUCCGCCACCUCAGCCUGGCCGACCUGGCCGUCGCUUUCUUCCAGGUGCUGCCGCAGAUGUGCUGGGACAUCACCUACCGUUUCCGCGGGCCUGACGGGCUGUGCCGCGUGGUGAAGCACCUGCAGGUGUUCGGCAUGUUCGUGUCGCCCUACAUGCUGGUGGUCAUGACCGCCGACCGCUACAUUGCGGUGUGCCACCCGCUGAAGACGCUGCAGCAACCGACGCGCCGCUCGCGCCUCAUGAUCGCUGCCGCCUGGGUGCUGAGCUUCGUGCUUAGCACGCCGCAGUACUUCGUCUUCUCCAUGGUCGAGGUGAACAACGUCACCAAGGCCCGGGACUGCUGGGCCACCUUCAUCCAGCCCUGGGGUCCCCGCGCCUAUGUGACCUGGAUGACGGGUGGCAUCUUCGUGGCGCCCGUGGUCAUCCUGGGUACCUGCUAUGGCUUCAUCUGCUACCACAUCUGGCGCAACGUCCGCGGAAAGACGGCUUUGCUCCCCGGAAAGGGCGCCGAGGGCGCGAGUGGCGCUUUGCAUAAGGGGCUCCUGCUCGCGCCGUGUAUCAGCAGCGUGAAGACCAUUUCCCGCGCCAAGAUUCGCACGGUGAAGAUGACUUUUGUGAUCGUGACCGUUUACAUCGUUUGCUGGGCGCCCUUCUUCAUCCUUCAGAUGUGGUCUGUCUGGGAUGAGAAGUUUGUUUGGAUCGAAUCAGAAAACCCGGCCAUCACCAUCACUGCAUUACUGGCUUCCUUGAAUAGUUGCUGUAAUCCCUGGAUAUACAUGUUUUUUAGCGGCCAUCUCCUGCAAGACUGUGUCCACAGCUUCCCAUGCUGCCAGAACAUGAAUCAAACGUUCAACAAAGAAGAUUCUGACAGUAUGAGCAGAAGACAGACUUCUUACACUAACAACCGGAGCCCCACAAACAGUAUGGGUACAUGGAAGGACUCGCCUAAAUCGUCCAAGUCCAUCAAAUUCAUUCCUGUUUCAACCUGAGCCCACAUUCACGCAGCCUGACUCUUGUAGUGGUCUUUUGGGUCUACUGGCUGAAUCCAGCUAGAAAUCAUGGGAACAAAUGAACUUCUAAGAGAUAAGCGUCAGUUUGUUGAGUGCAAGACUAUGUUUCUAGUUGCAUUUUCUCAUUGCUAUGACCAAAAGUUAUGAAUUGUUUUAUAUGGGACGUUAAAAAAUAAAAAAUUUAAAAAUGAUGAAAAAAUAUGCUACACUAAGAUUUGUAGGCCUAAUUUUCAGAAAUAUAAUAGAAGUUAUAGUUCUAAAGGAAAAACAUAACCACCCUGGCUUUACAUUCUGUUGUUGGUUUCCUUUCUUUUCUUUUCCUUUUAUUAUGGAUAGAACUGAGGCUUGCUUGGUUUAGAAGUCAUACGAUGUAGGGGCAUUAUUUCAAACAAAGUGAGCUCAUCAUCGGCCUUAGUGUUUGAAAGGAAUUAGAAGAACCUUCAGGGAAAUUUUUUCCAUCCAACAAAAAUCAGUUCAUGCAUCAGAAAAUGCAGCCUCAGGUGCACCUGGGUGGCUCAGUCGG